Molecule: messenger RNA, 884 nt
Organism: Misgurnus anguillicaudatus (oriental weatherfish)
Lineage: Eukaryota; Metazoa; Chordata; Actinopteri; Cypriniformes; Cobitidae
Gene: vstm2lb
Product: V-set and transmembrane domain containing 2 like b
Biological process (GO): regulation of transcription by RNA polymerase II
Cellular component (GO): membrane
Molecular function (GO): DNA-binding transcription factor activity, RNA polymerase II-specific; RNA polymerase II cis-regulatory region sequence-specific DNA binding
Source: RefSeq, a predicted model, not a curated record
CAGACCGCAUCACACCGCCUGUGUGUUCCUCCGCCGCAGCGGCUCGUGUAAUUAAUCCGCAUCAGAGUGUGAAGAAACGAAUCCGCUACUGCGUCUCCCCGUCAGCCGUCAUAUUUUUAUAUCUGCACACUCAGGGAUUAAAUAUUUGGAUCGGAUGAGCGGAUAGACCAGAAACUGUUUCGUUUGGAGAGAUGCUGUGGAUUUUACACUGCCUGGGACUUUGUGUCCAAAUCAGCGCACAUCUGGAUAAUCGCGCGUCUGGAAACACAGCGUUGUUCACUGAGGUUCCUCGUGACAUCAUCUCUCAGGCUGGAGAAGAUGUGGAGAUGGCUUGUUCCUUCAAAGGGUCCGGUUCCUCAUCCGUUUCUCUGGAAAUUCAGUGGUGGUACGCCCGACACGGUAGAGACUUACCAGAGAAACCUGGAUGGACCGACAACCAGGUGCUUUCACAAGAAGUAACAUCAAAAGGGGAAACCAAAAUAAGUGUGGUCAAAGUGGUCGGCAGUAACAUUUCGCACAAGCUUCGUCUGUCUAGCAUCAAACCAUCAGAUGGGGGCACGUACGAAUGCAGGGUGAUCGACUUCAGCGAAAGCCGAACUCAGCAGCACAGAGUUCAGGCGUAUCUGCAGGUACGGCCGGAUGAUCUGCGACACAAACGCACGCAGCUCCGUCACAUGGACCACCUGAGCCAUCAGCACACCGUAAAGGGCAACCAUCAGCUGGAUGAUGGAGAGCCGGGUGAUGCAUACGUUCACAAGGGACACCACAAGAGUGAAGAAAUGUUUUAUAAAGUUGAUCAUCACGGGGGAAACAAAACCAAAGCCAAUCGGAGAGCAGAGAUUUCCAAACACAUGACAUGCAGAUGAACAGUGACUGUCCUGAUG